AUGGUUUUGUUUUCAUUUUCAAUUGGUAUAAUGAUAAUGAUAGAUAGAGAGAGAUUGUUAACAUAAUAAACUUUAACUCUUCUUGUUGCAAAACAUAUUUGAAUAUCUAUUAUCGAGAUGGGUUUCUUCAGUACUAUAUUUGGUUUUUUUGGAUUUGGAUUUGGGAUUUCCAUUGGUCUCAUUGUUGGCUAUUUCCUCUUCAUUUACAUUCAACCCAGUGAUGUUGAGGAUCCUGAAAUAAAGUCACUGACGGAUGAAGACUCUGAAACUUUGCAACGAAUGAUUCAUGAGAUUCCACUUUGGAUAAAAAAUCCAGACUUUGAUCGGGUUGAUUGGCUAAACAAGCUUAUAGAAUAUAUGUGGCCGUACCUUGACAAGGCAAUAUGCAACACUGCAAAAAAUAUUGCAAAACCCAUAAUUGCAGAGCAGAUCCCAAAAUAUAAAAUUGAUUCGGUUGAGUUUGAAGUGCUCACACUAGGGUCCCUUCCACCAACUUUUCAAGGAAUUAAAGUUUACACGACAGACGAAAAAGAGCUAAUUAUGGAGCCCUUCUUAAAAUGGGCUGGAAAUCCUAAUGUCACCAUUGCAGUUAAGGCAUUUGGGUUGAAAGCAACUGUUCAGGUGGUAGAUUUGCAAGUUUUUGUUGCACCUCGUAUUACUUUGAAGCCUUUGGUUCCAUGUUUUCCUUGCUUUGCCAACAUCUAUGUGUCUCUCAUGGAAAAGGUUUGUGGUAGUUAUAAUGUCUAUCAAUUUUUCUUUUUCAUUUUUACCUUUGUUAUUGUGCAGCCUCAUGUGGACUUCGGGCUAAAGCUUAUAGGAGCUGAUCUAAUGUCUAUUCCUGGACUCUACAGGUUUGUUCAGGAAUUUAUCAAAGAUCAAGUUGCAAAUAUGUAUCUAUGGCCCAAAACCUUGGAAGUUCAAAUUAUAGACCCAGCAAAAGCUUUCAAAAGGCCUGUUGGGAUUUUAAAUGUAAAAGUUAUUAAAGCAAUGAAGUUAAAGAAGAAAGAUCUUCUUGGUGCAUCUGACCCUUAUGUGAAGCUAAAACUUACUGGGGACAAUUUGCCAUCAAAAAAGACCACUGUAAAACACAAAAACUUGAACCCGGAAUGGAAUGAGGAAUUUAGUUUGGUUGUUAAAGAUCCUGAGUCUCAAGCUUUGGACAUUCAUGUUUAUGAUUGGGAACAGGUUGGGAAGCAUGACAAGAUGGGUAUGAAUGUAAUCCAAUUGAAAGAACUCACCCCUGAAGAGCCUAAAGUUUUGACUCUUGAGCUUCUAAAAAAUAUGGAUCCUAAUGAUACACAAAAUGACAAGUCUCGUGGGCAGAUUGUUGUAGAAUUGACAUAUAAACCCUUCAAGGAGGAAGACAUGGACAAAGGUUAUGAUGAGACACAAUCACUUCAAAAACCUCCUGAGGGCACUCCUCCAGGUGGAGGUCUGCUCGUAAUAAUAGUCCAUGAAGCUCAAGAUAUUGAAGGAAAAUAUCACACCAAUCCACAUGUACGUAUUAUUUUUAGAGGAGAAGAAAAAAAGACUAAGAGCAUCAAAAAGAAUAGAGAUCCAAGAUGGGAAGAGGAAUUUCAAUUUAUGGUGGAGGAACCUCCCACUAAUGACAAAUUACAUGUCGAAGUUUUCAGUACUUCAUCACGAAAUUUAUUACGUCAGAAGGAAUCAUUGGGUUAUGCUGACAUCUCUCUUACGGACGUGGUUAGUAACAAGAGAAUCAAUGAGAAAUAUCAUCUUAUAGACUCUAAAAAUGGUCGCAUUCAAAUAGAGAUGCAAUGGAGAGCCUCACAAGCUAGUUGAUAAAAUUCUCCAUAGUUUCCUUUAUCCAUUUUCUUCUUUUAAAAUUCAAGCUUCCAUGUAGUGUACGAAAGAGUAAUAAUGUAACUUAUUGAUUUAUUGUCCAUGUAGAUUGGAUCAUUUGUUAAUCAUGUACAUGUUUGUGUCAAAAAUAAUCAUUUGCAUGUAUGUAAAAAUGUUGGUUUUGGAGGGAAGUCGCAUUUAUGAUUUAGACAUAAAUUAUAUGA
Molecule: messenger RNA, 2027 nt
Organism: Cicer arietinum (chickpea)
Lineage: Eukaryota; Viridiplantae; Streptophyta; Magnoliopsida; Fabales; Fabaceae
Product: synaptotagmin-2-like
Cellular component (GO): endoplasmic reticulum
Molecular function (GO): lipid binding
Source: RefSeq, a predicted model, not a curated record